AUGUCGUAUAACAAUGUUGAUAAUGGAAAUGAUAAUCAAGGCGCGGGGACAAUAGCAGUGGCAAUCGGCGAGGGCGUCUCCAGCCAAAAUGCUUUGAAAUGGGCUAUUGAUCAUCUCGUCUCUAGAUCUACCAGCCAUGUUCCUAUUAAGCUUGUCCAUGUACAAUGCGAGACUGUUCUACUGGAGGAUCAAGAUGUAGCUGAGGCCUUAGUUGAGUACAUUUCCCGCCAUGGCAUUGUGAGUAUUGUUGCUGGUGCGACAUCCAGGACUGGUGGGUUAACAAGGCGUCGAUUCAAGGCAUCAGAAUCUAUUCCAGGCAGAGUCCUGAAGUUGGCACCACAUUUCUGCUCAGUAUACACCAUCAAACGAGGAAGGGUGAGUGAAAUGCGUGAAGCAUCUCGUCCACUUCCAAAUAUUCCUGCUGGAGAGAGGGCGGCAGAUCACCAUUCCGACCACAUAGGUAGAGGUCCGAUCAACGGAGCAUAUGAUGAGGUCUCAAUGGCUGAGAAUGAUGUUUCGUUUGUAAGCUCAGAAAGACCAAGUACUGAUAGCAUUUUAUCUUUCUACCAAAAUUUUGGGCCAGCUGGACUGACCCGAUUUCCUUUAGAAUCAUCAUCAAACAUGGAGAGUAUUGCAAAACUGGACGAAGAUUUUGAUAGUUUUGAUUUUUACGCUCUGCAUGAACCGUCAUCAACUGUACAACGUUGUGGAGGAACACCAUUCUUGUCGCAGAAAGUAUUGGAAGAUAUGGAAGAGGAGAUGAAAAGGCUUAGAGUGGAGCUGAAGCAAACAAUGGACAUGUACCAUGCAGCCUGCAAAGAAGCAGUGGCAGCAAAACAGAAGUGUCUCAAUAACUAUCCUGAUUGGAGUCUUCUCAUCUUACUCAUAUUCAAUAUACAGACUAUUGAGCUAGAAGAGUGGAAACUGAAAGAAGAGAAAAAACUAGAAGAGGCACGACUUGCCUUAGAAGCAACUAGGGCUGUGGAGAAGAAAAAAGCAAAUUCUAAGGCAGCAGUUUUGGCAGCUGAUCAUCAUCACGAAGCCGCUCAGAGGUUUGCUGGAAAGAGGUGCAAACAACGAUCAGUGCAGAUCAAAUAUUCAAAGCUUUAA
Messenger RNA from Pyrus x bretschneideri (Chinese white pear), 1110 nucleotides. RefSeq lists its product as uncharacterized. The record is from RefSeq and is a predicted model, not a curated record. The transcript has 6 exons. NCBI's taxonomy places the organism in Eukaryota, Viridiplantae, Streptophyta, Magnoliopsida, Rosales, Rosaceae. The coding region runs from base 1 to 1110 and encodes 369 amino acids.